This is a messenger RNA of Eimeria necatrix, 1527 nucleotides long. RefSeq lists its product as hypothetical. The transcript has a single exon. Gene Ontology annotation, molecular function: protein serine/threonine kinase activity; ATP binding. The record is from RefSeq and is a predicted model, not a curated record. Gene Ontology annotation, cellular component: cytoplasm; nucleus. Bases 1 to 1527 code for a protein of 508 amino acids. Lineage: Eukaryota; Apicomplexa; Conoidasida; Eucoccidiorida; Eimeriidae. Gene Ontology annotation, biological process: protein phosphorylation; mitotic DNA damage checkpoint signaling.
AUGGAGAGUCCACCAGUCAGCUUCCCCGAGGCAGUGCCUGGCGAGUACUCCGAAAGUUCUAAGGCCCCUAUAGAGAAGCCGAAGAAUACAGUAACGAACGAAGCAGAGGGAGAUGAAGGCAAUGCUUUCUUCCUAAACGCGCGGCCUGGCCGACGGCAGCGGCGGCAAGUUGGCUCGCGCGUUGCUCUGGGUUUUGGCCUGAUGUUUUCCGGACUUGUUGCAGCUAUCCUAUCUAGCCUGCUGUUGCGGCAGCGCCAAGCACGUCCCCGAGUCAACCUGUACGACGCAUGGCAGCAGCUGGAGUCGCAGGAGGCGACGUGGCUGCUUCCUACUAUAGACCAGCAAGAAGUAGCGGCUCACCCCCGCUUGGCCAUGGGUAAAUGGUUGCUUGCAGAUGCAGUUAACUUUAGGCAAGCAGCUGACAUGCAGUGGCGGGGCCCGCUAGGCCGGGAGUUAAUGCUCGUUCUUGCUGAGCACCUCACGAAGGGAAGGUCAAGCAGUGUGAUAGACGCCACCAUCAACUUGGUAAACACGCAGCAGUUGGGUUAUCCUGAAGUCGACCCAACCCCACGUCCUUAUACGAUAAAGCGCUAUCUAUAUGAAGACAAUGAGUCUGUUACCUUGGAGAUAGUAGAUAAAGCAACGAAUUUGCCUUAUGCCAUGCGGCUGCGCACCGUGCAACCUCGCGUCCACGGUGAGGACGUGCUGCCAGAGACAGCGGAGGAACUGAACCAGCGGUCAUUGGUGGAGAGCACUAGCGCUAUGCUUCAGGCAGUUGGGGAGUCGGAUCUGAGAGACGCAGCAGAGGAGAGGGGCUUGGCUGUUGCAUCUGCCGUUGCAACGAUCCAAGGCGUGCCCACGGUCAUGCGCGGCAGUACUGUUUACCUGGUGGCUGACGUUGAGCUGAGUGAGGUUUACAGCGGUCGCUUGAGUGAUAUAUUCGCAGCAGGGACUGCUACCUCUUUGGAGGUUAAGGAGUACGCUGGGAGCCGAAUGCUGCUGCAGGUGUUGCAGUUGCAGCACGCCCGAUUCAGCCACAACAAUCUGAAGCUUGAAAACUUUUUAAUGCGGCCAGACGGCUCUUUUCUGCUGGGAAACUUUGGAACUGGUACCCCCAUAGGCGAGCGCCUAGACAGAGUCAGCGCUGUGGACCCAAAAUAUGCGGAGAUGGAGCUAGGUGUUAACGCUGCAGCUGCUGAGGCUGAAGGGGAGGAAGAUCUCGCCAAACCUGUAGUUGACGAGAAAUCGGAUAUGUGGAGCUUGGGUGUUUGUCUAUACAAAAUAUUCACAGACGGCGAUAUGCCUUUUGACCUGGCCUCAGAAGAGCCUGCUGCAUCUGUCUUCGCGUUUUUGAAGGAACACCGAAUGAGCGGGCAGUCGCUGCGUGGUCGGCUGACAGAUUCGGGGGUGCCCCCCAGGUGGCAGGAUCUAAUUACAGGCCUCUUGGAAGUUGAUAGAGACGACAGACUGGACGCAGAAAGGGUGUCCAGGGAGUUCCAGGAUCUUCUACACCUGCGGGGUGUGUAG